Cherax quadricarinatus is the source of this 966-nucleotide messenger RNA. NCBI's taxonomy places the organism in Eukaryota, Metazoa, Arthropoda, Malacostraca, Decapoda, Parastacidae. The record is from RefSeq and is a predicted model, not a curated record.
CAUAAACAAGGGUCAGUGUCCCACACGGGUUUAGUGCAAUGGGCUGGUAAUCUCAGGUCUUCCAAAGCCCGUGUUCAAAUUUCAUUCACUUCAUAAAUGUGACAAUAAUAAAGCAAGAUAAGACAGUUUCUGUAUAUUUGAGCCCCUGAGGUCAUGACUGAAGACAGCCCCAUGUGUAACCGAAAAAAAUACGGUACUCCUUUUAUUUUAUAUUUUCGUGCGUCAUGAUCAUUACUUUGCUUCCUCCUACCCUAUGGUUUGUUGUUUGUAAUGAAUGGUGAACUGGAAGUAUUUUGGAGGAUGUUAUUUAAGUAUUUUAGUUAGCCUCACCUUCACUAAAACUUCCUUACACGUCUCACCUUCACUACAUUACUCACCUUCACACGUAGCGAGUGUCAGCUCGUGCCGAGCAAGUAAGGAGAGGAGCCGAGCACUACCGUCAGCGCCUUCUGAGGAAGUACCUGUGGGAGUGGAGGUGGGCGGCCCUGGACCACCUCCUGCAGCGGCGAGCGGACACACAACGAGCUACACAACACUACCACAGGAAGCUCCUUCGUCGUGGAGUGAGAUGCUGGAGGCAGUAUCUGCUGGAGAGGAGGACGAAGAGGCAGCAGGAGCAGACAGCCACACGUCUUCGCUUCCUCGUCAAGGACAUCAUCCCUGAUUUUUCUCCUGCUUCCUCUGACGAUGAGGACGACGACGAAGACGACGACGAGGGCUGGAGGAGAGACGACAGGUGGCAGAACAUGCUGGCAGUAAUGACUGUUUGAGUAAUGCCAGGCUGAUUGAUAAUGUUGAUACACGUGUAAUACAACGUGACACGUGUAAAUAAUACCACGUGAAGCAUGUAAAUAAUACCACCUGACACAUGUAAACAAUACCACGUGACACAUAUAACAAUACCACGUGACACAUGUAAACAAUACCACGUGAUAUAUGUAAACAAUACCACGUGAUACAUGUAAA